UUAAAUAAAGUGGUCUUGAGCCCGCCCAGCAAUGGCGGCGCCGGAGUUGCGCCUGGACGGCUCGAUUCGCUUCUGGGUUUUGCUGCCCGUCGCUUGGAUCGCGCUGGCCGUCGGGAUCCUGCGGCUGCGCGUCGCGGCGCUGCUGCGCGGCGAGCGCGACCUGGGUUGGCCCCAGCAACUGCAGGACACGCAGAUUCUGGCACGCAGCCGCCUUCUGAGGGAAAAUGGACGGUUCCUGACUCACCAGGGCUUCCUCAUGCGCAAACAUUACUUCAACAACCCGGAAAGCGGCUUCUUCCGUAAAACGAAGCGUAAGAUCCAGCCCCGAAACCCGCUGACAGAUCCAACUAUGGUUACGGAGAUGAUGAAAGGGAACAUUGUCAACGUGAUUCCCAUGAUCCUCGUCGGAGGCUGGAUCAAUUGGGCAUUCUCCGGCUUCGUGGCGACCAAAGUUCCCUUCCCCCUGACCCUGCGAUUCAAGCCCAUGCUGCAGCGCGGGAUUAACUUGCCUUCCCUGGAUCCCUCUUGCUCUUCUCCUAACAGGGUGAGUUCCGCCUCCUGGUACUUCCUCAACGUCUUCGGCCUGCGCCGGGUGUACAAUCUCCUCCUGGGGGAAGAGACUGCUGCAGAACAGAACCAACUGCUCCUGCAAGACCAGUUCCUGGGUCCCACCGUGCCGUCCCCCCCGGACCCAAAUAAGGCCUUCAAGGCCGAGUGGGAAGCUUUGGAGCUCGUCUCUCACCACUGGGCCCUCCAGGAUGUAGAAGAACAGCUGAUGGGGCGGGAUCUCAAACUGACGCGGAGGUCUGGGUCCGACUGAGCCGAUCGUCGGCAUCCGAGGGUUGCCGCCCAGCAGGGAAGCGACGAGCCCCCAAAGAGGGUGCGACAGAAGCCCGCCCUUACCUUGCAUGGUGUGUUAAAGAGUGUGGCACAGCUAUCGGCUUCACAGGCGGAGCAGCGCCGGAGUGGUAGGCGACGGAGACACUGGAACAAGCCCUUGGUCCCAGCAGCAUGUCGUGCCGAGAAGGCCGGGGGAGAAGAAAAAGCAGAAUACACUGCCGCUCACCGACAGGAAGAACGGAGCGUGCGGGGGCCGCCUCUGCUUGUCCGAGCGCAAAGGGGUGUGUGUGUGUAGACAGCAGAAUGGUUUGUGUAUUAAAACA
Molecule: messenger RNA, 1163 nt
Organism: Gekko japonicus
Lineage: Eukaryota; Metazoa; Chordata; Lepidosauria; Squamata; Gekkonidae
Product: ER membrane protein complex subunit 3-like
Exons: 8
Coding region: 32-820 (262 amino acids)
Biological process (GO): protein folding in endoplasmic reticulum
Cellular component (GO): membrane; EMC complex
Source: RefSeq, a predicted model, not a curated record